GGGAGUGGAGAUCGUCUACUAAGGGGACGCCCUGACGGAGGCACACGCACAGUAACACGCAGAUGUAGGCUCAAAGAAAACCGCUUCGCGUCCUGAAAUUCCGCUUCCAGGGCCGGUUCCACGCGCUGUCUUUUCUGGUGUUAUUUGUCCCUCGCGAGGCACCGUUGGGUCGCCCAGGAGGCGUGACUAGGGGGCGGGAUGUGGGGCGGGAGCGGGGCCUCUGAGCCGGGGCUGCCACUGUCAUGGACGCCUGGGUCCGCUUCAGUUCCCAGAGCCAGGCCCGGGAGCGGCUGUGUAGGGCUGCCCAGUAUGCUUGCUCUCUUCUUGGCCACGCAUUGCAGAAACAUGGGGCCAGUCCUGAGUUACAGAAACAGAUUAGGCAACUGGAGGGCCAUCUGAGCCUUGGCAGAAAGCUUCUGCGCCUGGGUAACUCAGCAGAUGCCCUUGAGUCAGCCAAAAGAGCUGUGCACCUAUCAGAUGUUGUCCUGAGAUUCUGCAUCACUGUUAGUCACCUCAAUCGAGCCUUAUACUUCGCCUGUGACAAUGUCCUAUGGGCUGGAAAAUCUGGACUGGCUCCCCGCGUGGAUCAGGAGAAGUGGGCCCAGCGUUCAUUCAGGUACUAUCUGUUUUCCCUCAUCAUGAAUUUGAGCCGUGAUGCUUAUGAAAUUCGCCUACUGAUGGAACAAGAAUCUUCAGCUUGUAUCCGGCGACUGAAAGGUUCUGGAGGAGGGGUCACAGGAGGAAUUGAAACCGGGGGACUUGGAGGACCAGGGACUCCAGAAGGAGGUCUGCCCCAACUCGUUCUGAAGCUCCGCCUCCGAGUCCUUCUUCUGGCUCGAGUUCUUCGAGGUCAUCCCCCUCUUCUACUGGAUGUGGUCAGAAAUGCCUGUGAUCUUUUCAUUCCACUGGACAAACUAGGCCUCUGGCGCUGUGGCCCUGGGAUUGUGGGGCUUUGUGGGCUUGUGUCCUCCAUCCUGUCUAUUCUUACCCUAAUCUGUCCCUGGCUACGACUUAAGCCCUAACUUUCUGAUAGAGGAUAAUGAAUUGGUGAUAUGGAAUCUUAGUUUGUCCCCCAUGUACCAGCCUCACUGUAAUUCAGCUCCUUGAUUAAAGUCAAAAUUCAGAGGUUUAGGGAUGGAGGGAGGAGUUUUGAGGAAGAUGAGGUGAGGAAAGGUGACUUGUGACGGCAACUGAAUGAUUCUAAUAUGCCUGAGCUUUUGUUCUUUUCCUCUUUCGUUGUCUGUGUCUCUUUUGACUCUAUUUAGUUUGUGUCUCUUAAGAAUUCUUAAGAUUUUGUGUCUAUGCAUCUCUCUCUCCUCUUUUUUUUAAAAAAACUUCUCAGUCUUCUUUCCAGGGGUUUACUCAGCAGAAUGCCUUUUCCGUAGGGGAGGUAUAAGGCUUGGUUGGUAAGUUCUAACUGCCUUCUUUUUUCUCACAGGGUGGCUUAUGGCAGAUUUUUCCUCUUUCAAACUCCAGAUCCUAAUGUUUAAGACUUUAUGUCUCCGUGGAUUCUUCCCUCAUAUCUCUGCACCACAGGUUGUUUGAUGCUUCCUUUUCUCCCUCAUGUCUAUCUCACCAAACUUCCUCACGAUUUGGCCCUUACCUCUCCCUGUACUCCUACCUUCAGGUUACACUUUGAUUUCAGAGCUUUGUUCCCUAGCCUGUUCUUACCCCUUAUUUGCCUAUCCAGAAUGAUGCUGUGUGUAGCAUCUUGCUGUAAAUACUGUACAAUGAUUUUGUGUAAAUAGACAUGGCCCAUGCCCAUAACAGAGAGCAAGCCUUCCAGGUCAGCAAAUUAAAGUUCAGUUUGCUUAUCAA
Messenger RNA from Carlito syrichta (Philippine tarsier), 1818 nucleotides. It is a transcript of the gene PEX11B, whose product is annotated as peroxisomal biogenesis factor 11 beta. Gene Ontology annotation, biological process: regulation of peroxisome size; peroxisome fission. NCBI's taxonomy places the organism in Eukaryota, Metazoa, Chordata, Mammalia, Primates, Tarsiidae. Gene Ontology annotation, cellular component: peroxisomal membrane. The coding region runs from base 243 to 1022 and encodes 259 amino acids. The transcript is spliced from 4 exons. The record is from RefSeq and is a predicted model, not a curated record.